Messenger RNA from Anopheles coluzzii, 1118 nucleotides. RefSeq names its product S-formylglutathione hydrolase. The record is from RefSeq and is a predicted model, not a curated record. The transcript is spliced from 2 exons. Lineage: Eukaryota; Metazoa; Arthropoda; Insecta; Diptera; Culicidae. Gene Ontology annotation, biological process: formaldehyde catabolic process. The coding region runs from base 173 to 1024 and encodes 283 amino acids. Gene Ontology annotation, cellular component: cytosol. Gene Ontology annotation, molecular function: S-formylglutathione hydrolase activity.
ACGUCGGAGAUUGUGUUGAUAACAACAACAAAUCGCAUUUUCGUUCACGUUCGCCGUAUCGGUGCACUGCAUUUAUCAAUUAUUUUAUCAAUUGUCCACAAUUAUCACGCUCACCCGUUCUUUUCGAAGUCUUUUCGGUGUUUCAACGUCAAGGCUUAGCUUGUACUCCACGAUGACGGCGAUUUCCCUUAUCUCGUCCACGAAAUGCUUCGGUGGAUUGCAAAAGAUUUACUCGCACCAGUCGAAGGAGCUGGCGUGCGAGAUGAAGUUUGCCGUCUUCCUGCCGGCCGCUGCCGAGGACCGCCGACUCCCCGUACUCUACUGGCUGUCCGGGCUCACCUGCAACGAGACGAACUUCAUACAGAAGGCGGGCGCACAGCGGUACGCCACCGAGCACAAUCUGAUCGUCGUCUGUCCGGACACGUCGCCCCGCAACGUGAACCUCCCAGGGGAGGACGAUUCGUGGGAUUUCGGAUCGGGCGCCGGGUUCUACGUCGAUGCGACGCAGGAACCGUGGUGCAAACACUACCGCAUGUUCAGCUACGUCACGCAGGAACUGAUCGAGCUGAUCAACGGCAACUUCCCGACGGUGGCCAACAAGAUGAGCAUCGCUGGUCACAGCAUGGGCGGGCAUGGGGCACUGAUCUGUGCGCUGAAAAACCCGGGCCUCUACAAAUCGGUGUCCGCGUUUGCGCCCAUCAGCAACCCUACCAGGUGCCCGUGGGGCGAGAAAGCGUUCGGCGGCUAUCUGGGCGUGGACAGCAAGGAGGAGUGGAAAAGCUGGGACGCUAGCGAGCUGGUCGCCGGUUACAAUGGGCCACCGCUGGAGCUGUACCUCGAUCAGGGUUCGGAGGAUAGCUUCCUGAAGGAUGGGCAGCUGCUGCCCCAAAACCUGGUCGAUGCGUGCCGUGCCGCACAGGUGCCGUGUGUGUUGAACAUGCGGGAAGGGUACGACCACAGCUACUUCUACGUUGCGUCCUUCAUCGGCGAACACAUUGCGUACCAUGCGCGCCAUCUGCAGUAAGGGCCAUGGUUUUGGGCAAAACAACAACAGCAAAAAAAAAACGACUGCAACACGAUUGGAGUGAAGCAAUAAACGGUUUGAUUUUUGAAUUUUA